AAAACAAAAACAAACUCACGUUGCUUGUUUACUUCGUUAAUUUCUUCGAUUUUUACUAGUUUUCAAAUAUUUUCCAACAAAAAUGGAUGAAAAAAUGACCUGCAACGUCAAUAUCCGACUCGCUUCCGAUCGAGUUGACUCAGGACUUCUCGCGGAUUACACUGCGCCUCGCUUAUUCACGCCCGGAGAAAAUAUUAUCCUGCAAGAAGGGUUCAUGAAAGGUCACGGAACAUUCUCCCAAGAUGAGCACAUCAAGGCAUCCGUAGCCGGCGUGAUGGAAAAAGUGAACAAGCUGAUCUCGAUAAAGCCGCUCAAAAGUCGCUAUGUCGGCGAAAUCGGCGAUGUUGUUGUCGCUCGCGUUCUUGAAGUGCAACAAAAACGCUGGAAAGUCGACACAAACUCGCGUCUCGACUCAACUUUGCUGCUUUCCUCAAUUAACUUGCCGGGCGGCGAAUUGCGGCGUCGUGGCGUCGAAGACGAACAAAGUAUGCGAAAAUUCCUGCAAGAAGGCGACUUAAUUUCCGCCGAAGUGCAAAAUGUCAUGAGUGACGGCACGUUGUCGCUGCAUACGCGCAGCUUGAAAUACGGAAAACUCGGGCAAGGCACGAUGGUGAAAGUUUUUCCGUCGCUCGUGAAGCGUCGCAAGACACAUUUUCACAAUUUGCCGUGCGGCGCAUCGAUUAUUUUGGGCAAUAACGGGUAUAUUUGGAUUGCACCGACGACGCCGACGGAAGAAGAGAGCUCCGGAGGCUUUACACAGAACUUGAAUGAAGUCGUGGCGAGGGCAGAUCGUGAGACAAUCGCGAGAUUAAGGAAUUGUGUGCUCGCAUUGGCGAAAUGCAAGAUGAUUUUGUUCGAUACGAGCAUUUUGUAUGCCUUUGAGGAGAGUAUGAAGUACGAAAUUCACGAGUUGCUGAACCAGGAGGCGAUUUUGGAUGUCGCGUUGGCGACGAAACAUCGAUUGAGACUGUUGGAUGAAUAAAUUUUGGAGAUUUUUCUUUAAAAUUU
Molecule: messenger RNA, 1008 nt
Organism: Culicoides brevitarsis
Lineage: Eukaryota; Metazoa; Arthropoda; Insecta; Diptera; Ceratopogonidae
Gene: Rrp4
Product: exosome complex component RRP4
Exons: 2
Coding region: 83-982 (299 amino acids)
Biological process (GO): exonucleolytic trimming to generate mature 3'-end of 5.8S rRNA from tricistronic rRNA transcript (SSU-rRNA, 5.8S rRNA, LSU-rRNA); U4 snRNA 3'-end processing; poly(A)-dependent snoRNA 3'-end processing
Cellular component (GO): nuclear exosome (RNase complex); cytoplasmic exosome (RNase complex)
Molecular function (GO): RNA binding
Source: RefSeq, a predicted model, not a curated record